AUUUAAUGUUUAGUCAAUAUUUUAUUUUAUAUUGAACAUAUAAAGAUGCCAUUUUGGUUCAAAAAUAUAUAUUUUACUUUACUUUCUAUUGUAUUUUUGAAUCUAUAUGGUAAUAGUAUGCAAUUAAAUUUCAAAUGGCCAGAAAGUCAUAUACAAUUAACUCCUUGUCAUUCAACAUACACAAUAACUUCAGGCAAUUAUGUGUUGGAUUAUAAUUCAAAAGUAACAGGAAAUUAUAGUAAGUUAGAUAAAAUUGUUUUAUUUUUUAAAAACAUUGUAAAUCUAAAGGUUUUUAUUUUUAGAUGACUGUACUUUUUUAAUAGAAAGUCCACCAGGUACACAAAUGCGAUUAAAUGCUACCAUCUCAAUAUUAAAUGAAAACCAUAAUGAAAAUUGUACAAAUUGGUUAAAGUUUUAUGAUUUUCAUAGUAAUGCUUCAUUAGUACCAUUUGGAGAGUGAGUUAAAUUAUUAUAAAUACAUAAUUUAAUACCUAAUUAAUAAUUACAAUGUUUUUAAUAUUUGAACAGAUAUUGUGAAUUAAGAAAUAUAACCAACUUUUUAACAUUUUCAAACAUUGUGUAUGUUGUUAUAAAUAUUUCACCUAAUGAUAUACUUCAAUUAAAUAUUACAAUUUAAUAAUAAUUUAUUUGAAAAAUUAGUACACAUACUAUAAACAAUACAAUAUACAAUAUGCAACAUUCCAUAUAAGCCCAGUUUGUGAUGGGAGUGCUGAGUUCAUUAGACAUUAGAACUUAAGAGUAUAAUUAUUUAAACAAAUAUGAUUUAAAUGUAUGACAUAUAAUAUGAAAACCAAUUAAUUUUUUUGAUGCAAAAUGUAUAUUAUUAUCGUUCAUUACAAUGAUUCAUUGUAACAAUUGCAUUUAAAUCUGGUAAAUAAUCUUUUAUUUUAUUAGAUGUAGGUAUAAUACAAUAAUAAUUA
Messenger RNA from Cinara cedri, 941 nucleotides. NCBI's taxonomy places the organism in Eukaryota, Metazoa, Arthropoda, Insecta, Hemiptera, Aphididae. The record is from the annotation of a GenBank genome assembly.